GUUUAGGACUUGACCAAAAAAAAAAAAGAGGGUCAUGGAAUAAACUAUAAGAAGAAGAAUUGGGUUUUGAUAUUUGAAUCUUUGAUUAUUCAACAAGUACAAUAAUCAAGAAGAUGGGUCAAGCUGAAAGCGCGGAAGCACAGCCACAAACCACCACCACCACCACCACCGCAGUUGUAUCAAAUUCCAGUUCCUCUGAUUCCACUUCCUUGGAAUCUGUCAUCGCAGAAGCUGCAGCUUAUGGAAGCCAAAACACUGAGAAUGUUGAGGAAAUGGCUCAGAAAGCUCUUGAAUGUCCUUGUAUUGCUGACUUAAGAAGUGGUCCUUGUGGGUUUCAAUUCUCAGAGGCUUUCCUUUGUUUUCUCAAGAGCACUUCUGAAGAAAAGGGCUCGGACUGUGUAAAUCCAUUUAUUGCUCUGCAGAGUUGCAUAAAAGCCAAUCCAAAUGCAUUCUCUAAGGACAUUCUUGGCGAAGAUGAAAGCAAGGAGUCAGAGCAAGUCCAAGAGUACAAAAUACUUCCUCCAGACUGGUCUAAGGAAUCGCAAAAAUCGAAGUCGAGGCUUUAAAGGAAGAGUUGUGCUCUACUCAGAUAACAGUAUGCCAAAUUCAUUUAAAAUUUUAAAAUUGUAUUAGCUUUGCAUUAUUGAAAAUGUUACUGGUUGGAUAAGGGCCUGAAAUAUGAUAUUGUCUUCAGAAUUAAAUAAAGCGUUCCACCUUAUUAUUUCA
Messenger RNA from Medicago truncatula (barrel medic), 726 nucleotides. Its product is annotated as mitochondrial intermembrane space import and assembly protein 40 homolog. Gene Ontology annotation, biological process: protein import into mitochondrial intermembrane space. The coding region runs from base 114 to 566 and encodes 150 amino acids. NCBI's taxonomy places the organism in Eukaryota, Viridiplantae, Streptophyta, Magnoliopsida, Fabales, Fabaceae. Gene Ontology annotation, molecular function: protein-disulfide reductase activity. The transcript has 4 exons. Gene Ontology annotation, cellular component: mitochondrial intermembrane space. The record is from RefSeq and is a predicted model, not a curated record.